CGCGUGGCCGCGUGGUCUGUAUAAUAAUAAACAGGCGGGCGGAGCCUCCGACAAGACGACGACGGCGACGACUCUGCGGGGAGAUUGUGGAGCUCUCUGAAACGAUCAAUCUUUUAUCUUCUCUUCAUCGUUACUGAUUGAUCAUUUCAGAUCUCCCGCGCUCUCCCCGCCGAUUUCACGUCGUUAUUUUCUGCACUUGCAUUCAAGUUUCAAUUUAUCCUGUAAUUUUUUGUUUUUGUUUUUGUUUUUUUUUUACUUUCACUUUCUAUGUAAAAAUUGGCCUCCUCGUAGUUCGAGUGCGUUUGGCGGGAAAUCAAUAUUUGUCAUUGUCUUAGAUUUUCGUCGUUUUGGGAGGUUUAUGAAGUUUGAAAUGCAAGACUAGCAAUUAUUGUGUAUUUGUAUUUUUCUAUAUGCAUUGAGGCCUUGAGGGUGUAUAGAAAAACGGACAGGGGAUUUGAGUGUGAUGGCGGUUUCCGAUAAUGCGAGAGGGCUAAUUCUGGCAAUGUUGUCAAGCUUGUUUAUCGGGACGAGCUUUAUCUUGAAGAAGAAGGGGCUGAAGCGUGCUGCCGCCGCCGGUACUCGAGCAGGUGUUGGAGGCUAUUCUUACUUGCAAGAACCUCUUUGGUGGGCUGGCAUGAUUACUAUGAUUGUUGGAGAAGUUGCAAACUUUGUGGCUUAUGUUUAUGCCCCAGCAGUUCUUGUGACCCCCCUUGGUGCAUUGAGUAUAAUAGUCAGUGCUGUUUUGGCACACUUUAUGUUGAAAGAACGACUACGGAAACUAUGCAUGCUGGGUUGUGCUUCGUGUAUUGUAGGGUCUGUGGUAAUUGUAAUACAUGCUCCUCAGGAGCGUGUGCCAACUUCUAUUCAAGAAAUCUGGAAUUUGGCAACUCAACCAGCAUUUUUAGUUUAUGUAGCAGCAACAUUAUUAAUUGUGAUGGCAUUGAUAUUGCAUUUCGAGGCUCAGUAUGGGCAGACAAACUUACUGGUUUACUUGGGUAUCUGUUCCUUAAUGGGUUCACUGACGGUUGUGAGCAUAAAAGCCAUUGGAAUUGCAAUAAAACUUACUCUAGAGGGAAUAAGUCAAAUUGCAUAUCCCCAAACAUGGUUCUUUCUCAUGGUUACAGUGAUAUGUGCAAUCACACAGUUGAAUUACCUAAACAAGGCACUUGAUACAUUCAAUACUGCAAUUGUUUCUCCAGUAUAUUAUGUAUUGUUCACCACCCUUACCAUUGUUGCGAGCGCAAUAAUGUUCAAGGACUGGGCAGAACAAGAUGCUAGCAGCAUAGCAUCUGAGAUAUGUGGAUUUGUGACUGUACUUUCUGGAACAAUUAUACUUCACGUUGCUAGAGAACAGGAACCAACAAAUCCUCCGGGAACCAUAAUUUGGUAUGAUGAAGAACAGAUAAAAGAUAUGGAGGAUGCACAUUAUAUUACAUUGCAGAGUUCAGAGUAUUUCACAUGAUUUUAUAUACGGAGAUGGUUGUGAUUUAUGAGAGCCUCAUUCCCAGCAGUACAAUAUGUCCAAACUGAUUUCAUUUGCAGCUUCACGGGAAUAGAAUUCCUUAUUUUUGCUAAGCAAGUACUUCCACUUGCUAGUUCUUCUGAUUGAACAAGUUGCUGAGGCCUACAUAGGGAGAAAUGUGGUUUGAUCAAUUCAAUGUGCAUUAUCCGAAGAAAUCUUGAUCUGUUUGCAGCAACGCGGAACUUGUGGAUACUGCAUCCGUUUGAGGUUUGUUUAGAUAAGUCUUGUUCUUCUCUUUUGAUUUUGAAUUCUUUGGUGUAAAAUCUUGUCCAACCUGAGUUUAUACUGUAAAAUGGCAGUCAUUUUCUUGACCCUUGCUUAUACGGUUCAAUAUUGAAGAUGGAAGUCUUGUUUAGAAUCUGGUUCAACUAAAAAUAUUUCCAACUGAAAGCUUAAGCUGUUGGUUACAGUAUAAACUUCUCCAGCCUCCAGGGUAGAUAUUGUUGCUUAAAAUGCUUGGUGUAUUUGAACUUUGAAGAAAAAGAAAUGCAAUGUUCUCUUUAUAACCA
This is a messenger RNA of Ipomoea triloba (trilobed morning glory), 2031 nucleotides long. Its product is annotated as probable magnesium transporter NIPA6. The transcript has 9 exons. Gene Ontology annotation, molecular function: magnesium ion transmembrane transporter activity. Gene Ontology annotation, cellular component: membrane. The record is from RefSeq and is a predicted model, not a curated record. The coding region runs from base 464 to 1462 and encodes 332 amino acids. NCBI's taxonomy places the organism in Eukaryota, Viridiplantae, Streptophyta, Magnoliopsida, Solanales, Convolvulaceae. Gene Ontology annotation, biological process: magnesium ion transport.